CUCCAAUGACCAGUUAAAGCAUUGGCGUCAACCCCUGUGUAGAGUACUGGAACAAAUGACACGGUUGAAGUCGACUAGAUGUGAACAUAAAAUACCAAUCAAGGCAUAAUUUGAAGUGCGACUGUGCUGACUUUACGAGGGGUGGGGUGUUGGUCGAUUAAAUUGUUGUGUAAACCACAUUCGAAAAUAUGUCUUGUCAAUAAAAAUCAGCAGAUAACAAACAUUCGCGAAACGAUUAAAGACCCUAUAAUAUUUUUUGCUUGAUUGUUUCUAACCACUGCGAACUCUAGGAGAUGCGCGUCCAUGCGUAUCUGGCACGUUCUGUCGCCUUAGUCUAUGCGCUGGCAGCAUGAACGCAAAUCGUGCUGUGUUGGCGUUUGUCAACUUGAGUCGAGAGGUUUGUGGGAACCAGCAUGUCACAUGCCUAACGAGUUGCGGAGCGUUGAGAGCGUCGCUGUUUGAAUCUAGUAUUGUGGUCACUUGGAGAAUGCGUUAAGACUGUAACAUAAAUAGCAGUCUUCUUUAUACAAUAACCGAGAGUAGCCAGGUUUUCUGUCAAAACGCGACAACCGUUCAUUCCUGGAUUUACACUUCUCUCAAGACAACCAUGAAUACCAGUGAUGCCAAGGAGUACCUCACCAAGAGAGAAAUACCACAACUAUUCGAGAGUUUGUUGACAGGUCUGAUGUACCACCGGCCUGAGGACCCCAUUGACUACCUGGAAUCCUGUCUGAAGAAGGUUCGAGAGCUGGGAGGUCCGGACAAAGUCAGGUGGGACACUUUCGUGGGACAGGAGAAGAAGUCCCUACCACCACUCAAUGGGGGCCAAUCACGACGAUCCUUUUUCCGAAAUGUACUGCCAGACAGUCCCAGCUUCCCCUACCGAAGGUACGACCGCCUUCCCCCCAUCCCCCAGUUCUCCAUUGAAAGCGACUCAGACCUGUCCGAGACAGCCGAGCUGAUCGAGGAGUAUGAGGUGUUUGACCCCUCCAGGCCUCGGCCCAAAGUCGUCCUUAUCAUCGGCGGGCCGGGCAGCGGUAAAGGUACACAGAGCCUGAAGAUCGCUGAACGCUAUGGCUUUGAAUACGUCUCAGUGGGCGAACUGCUCAGGAAGAAGAUGAUCCACAAUGCCACCAGCAACAGGAAGUGGAGUUUGAUUGCCAGGAUCAUCACUAAUGGGGAACUGGCUCCACAGGAGACAACCAUAACUGAGAUAAAGCAGAAAAUCAUGAAGAUACCAGAUGCGAAUGGCAUAGUUAUAGACGGCUUCCCACGGGAUGUUGGCCAGGCACUUUCUUUUGAGGACCAGAUCUGCACUCCGGAUCUGGUGGUCUUCCUCUCUUGCUCCAACCAGCGCCUCAAGGAGCGUUUGGAGAAGAGGGCGGAGCAACAAGGUCGCCCCGACGACAACCCCAAAGCCACGGAGCGCCGGCUGACCAACUUCAAGCAGAAUGCUAUCCCGUUGGUGCGCUACUUCCAGGAGAAGGGUCUCGUCGUCACGCUGGAUGCAGACCGAGAUGAGGAAGAAGUCUUCUAUGACAUCAGUAUGACGGUUGACAACAGGCUGUUCCCGACCAAAGAACCUGUUGCAGGCCCCAGUGAGUUGGAUCUGAGUCUGCUUGUGGACAGCGCCAGCCUUGCCGAUGUGCCCUCCAGAUUCGACGAGCAGGCUGAGGAAGAGGAGGGGUGCACAGAGCAGACUGUGGAAAGUUUUCCUAUUGAGAAGAGGAGGCCAAGGGUGAUCUUCGUGAUUGGUGGUCCCGGCUCAGGGAAGGCUCUGCAGUGUGAGCGGAUCGAGGAGCGGUACGGCUUAAGACGCCUGUGCCCUGGAGACAUACUGUGUAGCGAGUUGCAGUCUCACAGUGAAAGGGGACGCUUCCUCCGAGACCUUCUGGAGAGGGGCCAACAUCUUCCUGAGGACACACUGUUGGAUCUUCUGCGCGAGUGUAUGGAGUCCACUGUGCGGCAGGGGAAAGGCUUCCUGGUCAGUGGGUUCCCGCGGGAUCUAAGGCAGGCAGAAGAGUUUGAGGCCAAGAUGGGGCAGCCCUGUGUGGUCCUGCUGCUCGACUGUUCAGUGGACACCAUGAACAGCCGCCUGCAGCAAAGGACCUGCUCCAGCCUGAGGUCGGGAGAGGCCAGGGGCCGAGACACCCGCCAUAGGGUGGAGGGCUUCUGCGACACAGUCACGCUCGUCACCCGCUUCUACGAGCAUCGAGCACUCCUGCACAGGAUCGAUGCUGAACAGCCACCCGACGAGGUGUUUGAGCAGAUCUGCCUGGUCCUUGACUCUUGUUAAAGACCCUGGAACAUUACAGCUGCUCCCUGCUGGACCAAACCGUCGUCUGCGGCGCCACAGCACAGAAACUUGCAUCACACAUUCCGCGCAUAGCCAUCAUCCACGAGCGGAGCGAAGAGCUCGGCUGCAGCUCCGUGACUCGUGUCCCACGGUCCCACCGCUUUUCACUGCUGUACAUAGCGGCCCGGCUGCAAAGCAUUCCUAAGCUUGGCUUGUCAUUAUUGAAUUCACCGCUAAACUCUGUAUGAAGUGCUUCAGCGGCACCUGGCAUGGACAGAGGGGUCAUUGCUAGUCCGAGAAAGCACGAGGAGCACCUUUUCCCGCUCGUGUGGGACGACGCGACUUUAACCAGGGCGCGAGCGGCCGGGGAGGGUUCCAGAACGGCGUGACUUCCGUAAGCGGAGAACGGAAGCGGCGGAGGAAACAGAGCGCGCCUCCUCUCGUGUGUACCCAUGCUUCCUAGUGUCCCAAGCAUGCGAGCUAGAAUAGCAGUAUGAUCUGUAAGCCAAUCGUUUGUGUGUGUUUAAUUGUAAAAAGGGGGAAAAAAAUGUAUAGGGCCAUGUCCUUACUUUGGUAUUUACUGGUGUCUGGAUAAGGAAUUGGCGAAUUUCACAUUGAAGUAUUGAUUAUUGUAACGUUAUUCCUUCUGAAACAUUUUAUUUAAUUAAAAUCAUUUCAUACGCUAAAA
Electrophorus electricus (electric eel) is the source of this 2984-nucleotide messenger RNA. It is a transcript of the gene ak5, whose product is annotated as adenylate kinase 5. Gene Ontology annotation, molecular function: nucleobase-containing compound kinase activity; ATP binding. The record is from RefSeq and is a predicted model, not a curated record. Lineage: Eukaryota; Metazoa; Chordata; Actinopteri; Gymnotiformes; Gymnotidae. Gene Ontology annotation, biological process: nucleobase-containing compound metabolic process.